UUCUUGACUGCGCGGAUUCGUGAUGAUCGGAACAUUUCGAACACGGCGUGUUUCAACGGGGAAGAAGUAGAUCCGGACACUCGUGGGCUCAUUACAGGCUGAUGCAAGUUGAAUGACGGAUCUGUCACCUUACCGUGUGAAGGAGAUGACAGACUACCAAGGAGACGUGAAAGGAGCCAGCACUCCCAUGGAGCUUUAUGAGAAACUCAGCGAACAAGGGGGAAAAGUGAGGUCCCUGAAGUCAGCCGAAGCUGAUAAAGCUGAGGUUGAUGCUGCUGUCCAGCUGCUACUGCAGCUGAAAAUGGACUACAAACAGAUGACUGGUCAGGACUACAAAGCAGGAUGUCCACCAUCAGCGAACGAUGCUGCGCCGAACAACGGCCCGGCAGCAGAUGGAGCCGGUGAGGACGACACGGUGGAUCCAUGGACCGUUUCAACCACCAACGCCACGGGAGUCGAUUAUGACAAAUUAAUAGUGAGGUUUGGCAGCAGUAAAAUCGACCAGGAGCUGGUGGACAGAAUAGAGAAGGUUUGUGGACAGAAGCCCCAUCACUUCCUACGAAGAGGAAUUUUCUUCUCACACAGAGAUAUGCAUCAGGUACUGGAUGCGUACGAGAAGCACCAGUCGUUCUACCUGUACACUGGCAGAGGGCCGUCCUCAGAGGCCAUGCAUGUUGGUCACCUCAUCCCUUUUAUCUUCACUAAAUGGCUCCAGGACGUGUUCGACAUCCCGCUGGUGAUCCAGCUGACGGAUGAUGAGAAGUACCUGUGGAAGGACCUGACUGUUGAAGAAUGCCACGGCUUUGCCAUAGAAAACACCAAGGACAUAAUCGCCUGUGGCUUUGACAUCAACAAGACCUUUAUCUUCUCUGACCUCGACUACAUGGGUUCCUCCCCGGAGUUCUACCGAAAUGUGGUGAAGAUCCAGAAGCAUGUGACGUUUAACCAGGUUAAAGGCAUCUUUGGCUUUACGGACAGUGACUGCAUCGGAAAGAUCAGCUUCCCAGCCAUCCAGGCCGCGCCAUCCUUCAGUAACUCCUUCCCUCAUGUUUUCGGAAGCAGACAAGACAUACAGUGCCUUAUCCCCUGUGCCAUUGAUCAGGACCCUUACUUCAGGAUGACCCGCGAUGUUGCUCCGAGGAUCGGUUACCCGAAACCAGCCCUGCUGCACUCCACCUUCUUCCCUGCCCUGCAGGGGGCGCAGACGAAGAUGAGCGCCAGCGACGCUAACUCCUCCAUAUUCCUCACUGACACCCCAAAGCAGAUCAAGAACAAGGUUAACAAACACGCGUUUUCUGGAGGGAAGGACACGGUGGAGGAACACAGGAAGUACGGCGGGAACGCAGACGUAGACGUCUGCUUCAUGUAUUUGACUUUCUUCCUUGAGGAUGAUGAGCAGCUGGAGAAAAUCAGACAGGACUACACGAGCGGCGCUCUGCUAACUGGCGAACUGAAGAAGAUAUUGAUUGAGACUCUGCAGCCGAUGAUUGCGCAGCAUCAAGAGAGACGCAAACAAGUCACAGAUGAACUAGUGAAGCAGUUCAUGACACCAAGGCCUUUAAAUUUUAACUUGUAGCUCACAGAUCCGUGUUUGUUGUGCUCGGCGUUUUUUUUUCCCAUUUGAAGUCGUCUGUAAUGGGAGGAAACAAAAAAACUGCUCAUGCUGCUGCAAAUGCAUAUAUUGUUGUUCGGGAGUAAAAAUAAAAGGCAUGUUUUCUGAAUCCUGCUUAUAGACAAACAAAAAUCAUCCGCUUCGGAAGUCCUCUGUGGAAAUUUAACUUCUCACAUCAGUGAAUGCAACCCUGUAAACGGGACGACUUUAUCACACUAAUACUUUCACAGUUUGAGCCACUAUUAUUGGUUGCUAUGUUCCAAAAACAAAACGUUAUUGUGAUUAUGUUUGGGCUUUUAAUGAUGCAUUUUUUUAUUUUUUUUUCAGAGUUGAACAUCAUGCAGCACAUAACUGAAAUUAAUUUUUAGGAAAACAGAAUUGGGUGUACUGAUAGAGCCAACGUUAUACUCUUGGAAAAAAUGGUUGCAUUAAUAUAAAUAAGAUGGUUAAGCACAAAAAAAAAAGAAAAAUCAAAUGGAUUGAGGCUUUGUUUCCAAAAGCUUCAUGUUAUUCAUUCCAUGCAUUUAAAACACAAUUAUGAUGUUUCUUUAAAUUUUGUUCCUAUUGAAGGAAUAUGAAUCCUGGGUGUCCAAAGAGCAAACUGACUCUGACCCUGAAUUAAAAAUGAAUCAAAAAGUGAUAUUUUUUUCUGUGCAGCAGCACAAAAGAAAACUAUAUGCUUUUAUUUUAAUACGGCAAACAUUUUGGAUCAAUGGUGAAUAACAUCUGUGUCCUAUAAAAAAACAAAAAGAAAAUCUGAUUACUAUAUUUGCUUGAUUUUGACUCAAUAUUUUUGACCCAUGUGACAAAAAGUUUGGACACAAGAUAUUCCAGCUACUCUGUGCAUUUCUCCACCACAGGCAAGAACCUAUGAUGGUGUACUUGGACUAUUGUAGAUAGUUUUUAAAAAAUGCUAGGAAAAAGAUGGACAUUUCUGAGUGUGCAGCUAAUUCUUGUUUUUAAAAAUAAUUUCAGUUUUUUUGUUGCAUGGUCAUCCAGUCCAGUCAGUUAUUCUGUAUCUGUUCUUGAUUUUCUGUAGAUUGGGACAUGAUAAGUUAAUCUUUUAGAUCUUUUAGCCUACUUUCUGUUGGGAGACCAGUUUAGAUAAAGUAAACUAGUCGAUCCUACAGGCAGUGACUAAGCCAAGUGGAGUUUUACUUAUAUUUAAAAAAAAAAGGUUAAUCACAGUUAAUUCUUAAUCAAAUAAAAUGGGGUGUACUUUUUCAUAAAGGUCCAGGUUGUUUUGGAUAAUAUUUUACUUCAUACAUAAUAUUAUUGUUAGAAACCUGUGUGUUUUCAUUUAUUUGGGUUAUUUUUGUGUGACAAAACAAUAAAAACAGAAGAAAUCUGAAUGGGAUGGUUUUUUUUCACAACACUGUAUGAAGACAUGUUGGACAAGUUUCAUUCAACAAGUAGAAACGUUGGAUUCAAAAAAUAGUAAACCUUAAAAAUUAUGAGCACAGAAGAAAAAUGUAACUAUUAUAUGCUUUUUAUUUUAUAGGAAGCAACAAAGUUUGGUGUUGUGCCAGAAUGCAAGGUGUUAAUGUACAACAGUUGCUGUGUUUCCACUGACCAUGUAAUUAUGCAAAUUGAAAUUACAAAAAUAAAUUAGCUUAAUGGAAAAACGUU
Molecule: messenger RNA, 3241 nt
Organism: Xiphophorus hellerii (green swordtail)
Lineage: Eukaryota; Metazoa; Chordata; Actinopteri; Cyprinodontiformes; Poeciliidae
Gene: wars1
Product: tryptophanyl-tRNA synthetase 1
Biological process (GO): tryptophanyl-tRNA aminoacylation
Cellular component (GO): cytoplasm
Molecular function (GO): ATP binding; tryptophan-tRNA ligase activity
Source: RefSeq, a predicted model, not a curated record